AAAAUGCAAUUUUUAUUUCUUUGCAGUGCACUGCAUGCUAUACAUUCUUACAAUUUAAAUAAGCAUACUAAACUAAAGCCAAAUAAUGUGAAGAUUGCCCAACAGGUCUACAUUACCUAAUACAUUUAUCAUUAUAUAAACUGCUGUGCUUAAUAUUAAUACACUGUGCAAGGAAUGCUUAAUUUCUUGAACUUCCACACAGGUCUUUAAAACUGAAUCUCACUAGUACCCAAGACCAAUAACGUGCUGAGGAAGAAGGUAUUUCAAAUAUAUUUACUGAUUACACAGUGUUUGAAUCUUCAAAAAUUCUAAAUUUAUGUGGAGAAAGGAGAAUGGAGAAUCUGAACUUGGCUGUUCAUGCAAACUCUUUCCUUUCUUUGACUCACUUUAUGAAUUGUUAUGUUUCUAGAUCCUUCUUUUAAAAUUUUCCAUUUGGGGAAACUUGUACAUUUAAAAAAAAAAUUCAUCUCAUUUUCUCCCUCCCCCUCCUUAAAAUAAAUAAGAAGGCUUAAGAAUUAGCACUAAUAAUAAUCCCACAAUGGUCAUUGGGAAAUCCUCCCCCAAAGUGACAACUGCCGCUAAGAAGGGCAAAAUCCACUAAGAAUGAAAAUUCCCCCAAAUGAGUCCUUCUCCGAGGGGGUGGAGGUCACACAGCUGGCACAACUGGUAUCACAACCAACUCGAGGCGACCCAGAGGAAGAUGCUGCGCCAAGAGAAGCAAAGCGAAGGAGCGCGACCCAGGAGGCUAGCGAAAUCCCCGCCAAGCCCCCAGGAGGCGGAGAGAAGCCCAGUCGCCAGGCACCGGCCACGGCGCACGCCAACAUUCAGGAUAAUUCUCCUUUCCAAGCCCGGGAGUUCCGGGGCAGGCGAAAAAGGGGGGAUGGGAGACCCACAGUCCCUUUAACCCUCCCCCCUGGCCUGCCAACCUUUUCCGAACCCCCAUGUCACACAACUUCCUCAUCAUGGAAACUUCCACUGGGUUCGGCGCUGAGGAUGCCAAACUCCAUUUCACAAGGAACAUGUCAACAGCUGGGCUUGGGGUUUGAGGAACAGAGCCGCUGCGAUUGGAACAGAGCCCGGCCACCCUGUUCCACCACUGUCCACUCCGUAGCUCCCAGCCUGCCGCCGCGCGGUGCCCGAACACGAGAGGGCACCUCCUCCCAGAUCCGGGGCGCAGAAGCCCCGCGGAGGCAGGUAGAAGAUUCUGAGGCCCUGGGCGGGAACUAGUAAGCCACAAUCUGGAAGAGUCUUUUAUCACCAUGUGGAGGAGAACUAGAGCACUCAUGUUGAACUAUUACCGAGAAAAGUAAUCAACUUCUUUUGUGUUAAGUCACUGAAAGGCAAGUGUUAAUUUGUUGCAGUAAUUGGUGCUCCCUUAACACACCUGUCAGCCAGGCCAAACUCUAUCACAGCAUAAAUAAUCUUUUCCUUAAAUACAUACAGGUAAAAGAAUAAAAUAGACGUAAGUGCAUUAAUAUGAAUAUAGGCUCAAAGCAAAAUGUUGGGCUAUAAAUGUUCAGAGUGAUAAUUUUUUAAGUUGAUAUGUAAUUUAGUACAGUAAAAUAGAUAAAACCUAAAUGUUCAGUUCAAUGAAAUUUUACAUGUUCAUACCCCUGUAUAAUCACCUCCCAGAACAACAUAGAAAAUAUUCAUAUAAAUGGAAUCAUACAGUGUGUUUUCUCUUGUGUCUGGUUUCUUUCACUCAGUGUUUUUGAGGUGAAUCCACAUUGUGUGGAUUAGAAAGUUGUUCUCUUAAAAUUUCUGUUUGACAUUAUGUUAUAUGAAUAUGCCACAAUUUGUUUAUUCAUUCUCCAAUUGAUGGACAUUUGGGUUGUUUCCAAUUUGGGACUAUGACAAAUGAAGCAGCUAUGAACAUUCUUGAACAAUUAUUUUUGUGGUACAUGCACUCAUAUCUCCUGGGCAUAUGCAUAGGAGUGAAACUGAUGGUCAUAUAUUUAUCUGAGUUAUUCUGUUAAAGCUCUGUGAGGUACUAGCACAAUUAUGAACAACUGGAAAAUGGUCAGUUACCACUUGCUGACUUCUGUUCAUUCUUACAGUUUUCACAAAUAAAAUAUUCAAAGUUAUAUGGAGUCUAACUUGAGUGAGUAAAUAUUCUUCAGUAUCACAAAUAGAAAAUCCUCAAAAUGAUCAAUAUUCAAAACUACCGUUGCCUUAUGUAGCAAUUACAAGCUCUGCUUGCAGCUGCAAAUGAUUUUUAUGAACUAAGCUACAUAUUAAAGCCUAUGUAAAAAUGAAGAUGCUGAUAAAUUAAAGUACAUCAAGAAAAAGGUGAAUGGCUGAAAGGAAGGUAAGAAUACCAAAACAUUUCCAGAUUAAAUCUUACUUUUCAGCUGUUUGAAAGAUAGGUUUAAGACAUGCUGAGUAAUUGCUAAUUGGACUGUAAUAACCUAUGUUCACUGUGAGUGCACAGAAGUACAGUAUAUUGUUAAAUUCUUUGUCAAUCACAAAAGAAAUCUAGUGGUUCAAGACACAUCUUCCCAAAACAUGCCAAUUAAGUGUCCUUCCUUUUUGAGUUAUGCUUAUAUGCAUCAAAAAUGGAAAUGUAAUUGGUAAAAAUUUGGGGAAAAUAUCCUUUUUUAAAGGAAGGCAAUGAGGUAAAUCUUGCUCAUUUUCAUGGAAUAAACUUUAAUAUAUCUAGAUAUAACAACACAUAUAAUAAAAUGCUAUGAUUAUGGGCUAUUUUCAGAUCCUUAAAAUCCCUGAAUGAGUCAUAUCUGAAGUGACAGUCAUAACUUCAGAUUUGCUUGCCUUUGUCAGUUAUUUUAAAUGAAAUUCUCAAUUUGAGGGCAAGAUGGGUCUUAGUGACACCUCCUAUUUUCAUAUAUUAUAGCUCUCUUUCACAAAUAAACUUGCCUUAUCCUGUUUACAAAGUAUUGCGUAAAAUGCUAGUCAUAGCUCCUACAAACACAACUGUAGAACAUACUUUGAACUUCUAUAAAUGAUACAUUUGAGGCAAACAAAUCUACAGCUAGUACAAGAAAGGAUUGAGUUUUCAUUAUGCAGAUUUAGAACAAAACCCUGCAAUGUAGUUCAUGCCAGAUAAUGAAUAACAAUAAUUUGAGUUCCAGGUUUGUGUCCUUUCUAAUCAUG
This is a messenger RNA of Gorilla gorilla gorilla (western lowland gorilla), 3111 nucleotides long. RefSeq lists its product as uncharacterized. Bases 604 to 1227 code for a protein of 207 amino acids. The transcript is spliced from 2 exons. Lineage: Eukaryota; Metazoa; Chordata; Mammalia; Primates; Hominidae. The record is from RefSeq and is a predicted model, not a curated record.